Parus major (Great Tit) is the source of this 1362-nucleotide messenger RNA. It is a transcript of the gene TUBB3, whose product is annotated as tubulin beta 3 class III. The transcript has 3 exons. Gene Ontology annotation, molecular function: GTP binding; GTPase activity; structural constituent of cytoskeleton. Bases 193 to 1329 code for a protein of 378 amino acids. Gene Ontology annotation, biological process: microtubule cytoskeleton organization; axon guidance; mitotic cell cycle. Gene Ontology annotation, cellular component: cytoplasm; microtubule. NCBI's taxonomy places the organism in Eukaryota, Metazoa, Chordata, Aves, Passeriformes, Paridae. The record is from RefSeq and is a predicted model, not a curated record.
AUCCCCCCCUUCUGAGCUCCCCGUCCUCCCCAGUUCUGGGAGGUGAUCAGCGACGAACACGGCAUCGACCCCAGCGGCAACUACGUGGGGGACUCGGACCUGCAGCUUGAACGCAUCAGCGUCUACUACAAUGAGGCCUCUUCUCACAAGUAUGUGCCUCGCGCCAUCCUGGUGGAUCUGGAGCCGGGGACGAUGGACAGCGUGCGCUCGGGUGCCUUCGGCCACCUCUUCCGCCCUGACAACUUCAUCUUUGGGCAGAGCGGUGCUGGGAACAACUGGGCCAAGGGGCACUACACAGAGGGGGCCGAGCUGGUGGACUCGGUGCUGGACGUGGUGCGGAAGGAGUGUGAGAACUGCGACUGCCUGCAGGGCUUCCAGCUGACCCACUCUCUGGGCGGGGGCACUGGCUCGGGCAUGGGCACCCUGCUCAUCAGCAAGGUGCGGGAGGAGUACCCCGACCGCAUCAUGAACACCUUCAGCGUGGUGCCGUCCCCCAAGGUGUCAGACACGGUGGUGGAGCCCUACAAUGCCACGCUCUCCAUCCACCAGCUGGUGGAGAACACGGAUGAGACGUACUGCAUCGACAACGAGGCGCUCUACGACAUCUGCUUCCGCACCCUCAAACUGGCCACCCCCACCUAUGGUGACCUCAACCACCUGGUGUCGGCCACCAUGAGCGGCGUCACCACCUCCCUGCGCUUCCCCGGCCAGCUCAACGCUGACCUCCGCAAGCUGGCCGUCAACAUGGUGCCCUUCCCGCGGCUGCACUUCUUCAUGCCUGGCUUUGCCCCGCUGACGGCGCGUGGCAGCCAGCAGUACCGCGCCCUCACCGUGCCCGAGCUCACCCAGCAGAUGUUUGAUGCCAAGAACAUGAUGGCAGCCUGCGACCCCCGCCAUGGCCGCUACCUCACCGUGGCCACUGUCUUCCGUGGCCGCAUGUCCAUGAAGGAGGUGGAUGAACAGAUGUUGGCCAUCCAGAGCAAGAACAGCUCCUACUUUGUGGAGUGGAUCCCCAACAAUGUCAAGGUGGCCGUGUGUGACAUCCCGCCGCGGGGGCUGAAGAUGUCCUCCACCUUCAUCGGGAACAGCACGGCCAUCCAGGAGCUCUUCAAGCGCAUCUCGGAGCAGUUCACAGCCAUGUUCCGCCGCAAAGCCUUCCUGCACUGGUACACGGGCGAGGGGAUGGACGAGAUGGAGUUCACCGAGGCCGAGAGCAACAUGAAUGACCUGGUGUCCGAGUACCAGCAGUACCAGGACGCCACGGCCGAGGAGGAGGGUGAAAUGUACGAGGACGACGAGGAGGAGUCGGAGGCGCAGGGCGCCAAGUGACGCCCGACGCCGCCCCCCAACAGUGCCCGCAGC